Molecule: messenger RNA, 324 nt
Organism: Symbiodinium sp. CCMP2456
Lineage: Eukaryota; Dinophyceae; Suessiales; Symbiodiniaceae
Source: the annotation of a GenBank genome assembly
AUGGCCUCUGCACAGUUGAGGUGGUUCCUCGUGGCCAGCCUGCACAUUGUGGCGACAGCCGUGGCAGUGGAGUCGCAGGCAGUGCAAGUGCAGCCCGGAGGUGCUGUGCUUCUGCGGACAGAGAGGAGCGAGACGAACCAGCCCAUAGCCACCUGCAAAGGCCAGUUUGCAGGACACUGCGAGUCCUUUCUGAAAGAUGAAUCUCGUUGUCGCUCGGCCUAUGCCCACUGCGAGGCCAAGACUUGCCUGCAGUGCGCCUUUGCUGAAGGCAGAUGCGAAGGACCGGGCUUCGCAAGUACAUGCUACGCGCCUGAAGGUGCCUAG